This is a messenger RNA of Maudiozyma saulgeensis, 990 nucleotides long. The record is from the annotation of a GenBank genome assembly. Lineage: Eukaryota; Fungi; Ascomycota; Saccharomycetes; Saccharomycetales; Saccharomycetaceae.
AUGGACUCAGGAACAGCGACAGGGACAAAUUCAAAUAUCUGUCAAUAUGUCAACAGUAUAGCCAUGUGGCAACCUGAUAAAGAGGUUAAGGCAUGUUUACAAUGUGGUACAAACUUUGAUUUUAUAAUACGAAGACAUCAUUGUAGAUGUUGUGGUGGAAUAUUUUGUGGACGUUGUUCAAAUCAUUUUCUUAAAUAUGACACCUCAAGAGUGAAAAUAGUUAGAAGGAAUACAGAUAGUAUCAAUAAGACUAACAUUACACAUAAUGAAGAACGUGCAUCUAAAAUAACUGCAUACAGAACCUGCAUAUCAUGUUAUAAAUCAUUAAAAGGGUCUAACUUGAUAAUUCAACCCGCACGACAAAAUAAUGAUUCUAUUACUCAGACAAUAAACCACCAGAAUAAUAGGGAAGAUAAUGAGACAUCAGGAAGUGAGCAAGUUAUAGCAAUACCAGGAAAUGUUAAAAAUAGUAAUAUUACAGAACAUUCUCGACAGAUAGACGCGAAUGUUAAUAAUUCUCCAAUAGCCAAUAUUGAUUCAGAACAAGAAAAUUCACAUUGUCCCAUUUGUAAUUUUGAUUUAACGACUCUCGCUAAUGAGGAAGAACAAGGAGAUCAUAUCCAAUCCUGUAUUGAGCAAGCAGAAAAUAUCCAACAACACAAACAUAAUCAACAGAAUGAUAUAUCAUCACCCGGUGCGAAUGAUCAUAACCCAACUAUGAAGAAUAGAAUGCUUGUAUAUAAGAUCACAAAAGACCCAAUAAAAGAAGAAAGAAAAGAAGAGUAUCCAGAAUGUCCAAUAUGUUUUGAAGAGAUGUUACCAGGCCAAAAAGUUGGGAGAUUAGAAUGUUUGUGCGUAUUUCAUUAUAAAUGUAUUAAAGGUUGGUUUACCAAAAAGACUCAUAAGAUGCAAGAGCAACAAAAUUUGGGCAAUAAAGAUAUUUCGUUUCUAGGUAAGAAUUUUUGUCCUUUCCAUGAUGCUGUUUGCUAA